Suillus bovinus is the source of this 1484-nucleotide messenger RNA. RefSeq lists its product as uncharacterized. The record is from RefSeq and is a predicted model, not a curated record. NCBI's taxonomy places the organism in Eukaryota, Fungi, Basidiomycota, Agaricomycetes, Boletales, Suillaceae. The transcript has 15 exons. The coding region runs from base 237 to 1088 and encodes 283 amino acids.
UUCGACUUCAUUGUUCAUAGGUUAUUUCUCAUGUUCCACAAUAUAUUGUGCUUGGCUCAUACUCAGGCUCGGGCCAUUCUUGCUUUGCACAUUAUUGCAUGAACCCUGCUACAGCGGUCAAUUCUACAUUCCACACUUCGGUUCCUCAUAUAUAACCCUCAUGGAGUUCCCUGAUACCGACGCCAAACCUUUCCCAUCUGCUCAAAUCAAGUCUUCCCCAUCUACCUCAAUCAAACAUGUCCUUCCUUUCCCCCCAUACAGUUGACUUUCCAAAGCUGCUCUUGGAAGACAUGGAGACACUCGCGGUCAACAGACUGUCCUGGAUUGCAGGAUAUGACAUUGAGAAACACGGAUGGAUUACAUUCCAGGGUUUGUAUUGCGAUGAAUUUGAUUACGAUCAACAUGCGUGGAGCAAGCUGGUCAAGGACCAACAGACUAAGAAUCUCAUGCAAUCCGUAUUGGAUGCUAUUGGAUGUUUUCCUGGCAUUCCACAGUCAGUGAAAGUUUGGAAAGGCCUGAAUGUCCUGCUGAAAGGAGCCCCGGGAACGGGAAAAAAGACGGUUGCUCAUGCUGUCUGCAACAUACUCAAGCGCCCGAUGCUCCCCAUUUGGGCCAAUGAUAUCCCAGACCUUGCCAACGUGCAACCUUGGGCUGCCAAACUAGCAUCGCUUGCGAUCAAAUGGAAUGCGGUGUUGGUCGUAGACCGUGGAGAUUCAUUCAUGAAAUUUCAAAACCGCGUCGAGAUGAUGAUUCAACAGUUUGAGUCGCCCGGAUGUAUCUGUUUGUGGCCUGCGGUGUUGUCGGACGCGCAGCAGGCAAUAUUCGGGCCGCUCACCGACACCAUCGAAUUCCCCGAUCUCGAUCGGGCAGCCCGUCGCCAACGUUGGCUACUACUCUUUGGCCGAGGUGACCUAGCGGAAACUAUCCCUAGCGGCGAACAUGUAUUUGUCCCUACCGUGAGGGACACAGAGGCGUGGACCUUACUUCGAGAGAUUGAGAAAAUAUCUUGGUACAAACUCGAUGGAGUGCAGAUCGAAAAUUGGCCACAAGGUCGGCUGGGGGACAAAAACCAACUCCACAGGACAUAAAGGAGUAUCUCAAGGAAUGGGAUGCGCCGCUUUCUGUACGGAAAAAGAUGUCUCGGUUUUUUGCUCUUCGUGAAAUGCAUCGACCCGACUCGGCGAGUGACUCGUGAUGGGACCAUGUUCUCAAGCACAGUGAAAAUGUUGUACCUGUUUGACAUACGUGCUUGAUGCCUUGUACUUUGUAUAUAUUGUAGUAACUUAUCAUUGUGCAUGCGAAAUACCCAUACGCAUGUCAUGAAGGGGACGGAAGACUUCGCCGGCCCAUCAGCUUCUUGCUUCUUGCAUGGCCUGGAAGAUACUAUUACAUCGUUUCGUACAAGCUCACCGCGUGCGGCUUAAAUGUUAUUGAUGCAUUGGAAAGAAUAUCUGAACAUUCAAAUACUCGAGCGAUAAAUCGAU